GAAAAAGAAAAAAUUGAUUGAUUUUUACUAUUACGUUACUUAGUUGUAGUUGUACUGCAUUAGUAUAAUAGUCCACUAAAUAGUAUUAUGUGCGAAACAUGACUCAGGGUUUACAUGAAAAGAACUUCCGUUAAAUUGUUGAAGGUGUAUAUUAUAGAGCCAAAAGAUAGAAUCAUAGAAGGUAAUUUCCCUACCCUAUAUGGCUAAUCAGCAGGAUGUUACCUGAAUACAAAUAACCCGAAACGCACCCGACCCAAACCAAUACCAAUCUGGCCCAUGAGAAGCCCCAUCUCCAACAAAACAUGAGUUUUCAAACUCUGAAUCCAAUGAAAUUCACACAAAUCCUCCACACUCACAGGAGGGAUGAGGGCUCUGCAAAGUAGACAUUCAACUCCUCUAAAUUUAGGACGGUUUUGCUCCUCCCAUCCACGCCCUGUAAAAACCCCAUUUCUUGUUCGCCUUUUCCCACCAACCCAAUACCCAUCUCUUCAAAACUCAAUUCCCCACAAACCCAAUUCCUCAUUUUCAUUUGGCUCUUCGAUAAUAGCAUCAAUGGCUUCUUCCACAACGCCACCCACAGGCGCAGAGGCAGAGACCAAACCUUUCUCUGUGCUCUUUGUGUGCUUGGGCAACAUCUGCAGAAGCCCAGCCGCUGAAGGAGUCUUCAGAGACUUGGUCAAGAAAAGGGAUUUGGAUUCCAAACUCAACAUUGAUUCUGCUGGCACCAUUAACUACCAUGAGGGAAAUCAAGCGGACCCAAGAAUGAGAGCGGCCUCUAAAAGGCGUGGGGUUGAGAUAACAUCUAUAUCGAGGCCCAUCCGGCCCUCUGAUUUUAGAGAUUUCGAUGUCAUUCUUGCAAUGGACAGGCAAAACAGAGAGGAUAUAUUGGAGGCUUUUAAUAGGUGGAAAUUUAGAGAUACCCUCCCUGCUGAUGCACACAAAAAGGUGAAGUUAAUGUGCUCCUAUUGUAAGAAACAUGAUGAAACUGAAGUCCCGGAUCCUUACUAUGGUGGUCCGCAAGGUUUUGAGAAGGUUUUAGAUUUACUUGAAGAUGCUUGUGAAUCAUUGUUGGAUAGCAUCUUGGCAGAAAACAAACACAUUCUGGAUUCUUAGCAACUGGUUGAAAGCCAGAUGAUCUUCUCCUGCAGAAGAUAGAGGAGAGAACUGUAUUCUUCACUGUAUAAUCCUCUUCUAUUAGUAUGUAAAGUAUUUACAUCUGGCCUCAAUGUGGGUUUUUUUUUUCCCAUCCAUAAAUUGGCUUAUGGUACUUCUUGAACUUUUUCUGUGGAAUUGGAUUUGUGGUGUCACUGUGUUGAGCUGGAUAAUUUGACCCAACAAAAUGAAUAAAUGAAAAGAUAUAGUGUCCCCAAGG
This is a messenger RNA of Corylus avellana, 1372 nucleotides long. Its product is annotated as protein-tyrosine phosphatase. NCBI's taxonomy places the organism in Eukaryota, Viridiplantae, Streptophyta, Magnoliopsida, Fagales, Betulaceae. Gene Ontology annotation, molecular function: protein tyrosine phosphatase activity. The record is from RefSeq and is a predicted model, not a curated record. Gene Ontology annotation, biological process: protein dephosphorylation.